Wasmannia auropunctata (little fire ant) is the source of this 2967-nucleotide messenger RNA. RefSeq names its product transmembrane protease serine 9. The record is from RefSeq and is a predicted model, not a curated record. The transcript has 12 exons. Gene Ontology annotation, molecular function: serine-type endopeptidase activity. Gene Ontology annotation, biological process: proteolysis. The coding region runs from base 333 to 2285 and encodes 650 amino acids. NCBI's taxonomy places the organism in Eukaryota, Metazoa, Arthropoda, Insecta, Hymenoptera, Formicidae.
AGUGAAAGAAGAACUUUCUUCGCAACCAUAAAGACCGGCUGACUCUCGGUCGAUCAGUUCGACUUCUUUGUGGAACUACGGUGAAAGCGUGCGCGCGAGCGACGGUGAUCUUUGACGAAACCAGAAUCCGCAGCUUCUCCGUAAAAUUCGUGAGGCAAAAAGAACGGCGCCAGAGAAUAAAAUUGUGGCCGAAUGUUCGUACGGACUCAUUAUAAUGUAUGUCGGUCGUGGAAUUCAGCAAAACACGUGAUGUGCGGUGCUCCAUCGAUGAAAGGAAGAACGCAGCCGUGAUUCAGAACGACAUUUGUGUAUUUUGAACGACAAAUGGAAAAAUGCCUUUACUCGUGACCUGUAGCAAUCUCUCGAUCUUAAUCUUGAUCAUGACGUUUUUUAUAUCGGUACCAAUUGAAGGCUAUGGACUUCGUCGGGAAAUUAUAGUGGCUCCAGUUGCUUUUACUGAAAAUUCCAUGAAUAGUUCACAAACUCGUACCGGAAGAUUUUUAUUUGAUGAAAUAUUCGGUAUCGACAUUCUUGAUAGCGAUUCAGACGAAGAAAGGCUAAGAAACUGCACGUGCGAAUGCGGUUUAUCUAAUCAAGAGAAUCGAAUAGUGGGGGGACGUCCUACGCUACCUUAUAAAUAUCCUUGGAUUGCGAGACUGGUGUACGAUGGUCGUUUCCACUGUGGUGCUAGUCUGCUUAACAAUGAUUAUGUAAUUACUGCUGCUCAUUGCGUACGGAAUUUGAAACGAUCGAAAAUUCGAGUGGUACUCGGCGAUUACGAUCAAUAUGUAAAUACUGAUGGAACUGCUAUUAUGAGAGCAGUGAGUGUUGUAAUACGUCAUAGAAAUUUCGAUAUGAAUUCCUACAAUCACGACGUGGCCUUAUUAAAAUUACGUAAGUCCGUGAAAUUUUCGAAGAAGAUUCGACCAAUUUGUUUACCUCAACCAGGAGCCGAUCCUGCUGGGAAAGAAGGUACGGUGGUAGGAUGGGGUCGUACUUCGGAAGGAGGCAUGCUACCUGGAAAAGUUCAAGAAGUGCAAGUCCCUAUAUAUAGCUUGGCACAAUGUCGAAAAAUGAAAUAUCGAGCAAAUCGAAUUACCGAAAAUAUGAUUUGCGCCGGUCGAAAUAACCAGGACUCUUGUCAAGGGGACAGCGGCGGUCCUCUCCUCGUUCAAGAUGUCGAUAAACUUGAAAUAGCAGGUAUAGUUUCUUGGGGUGUUGGCUGUGGUAGACAAGGUUAUCCCGGAGUUUACACGAGAGUAUCUCGAUAUCUCAAAUGGAUCCACGCAAACAUGAAGGAAGGCUGUCUGUGUGUCAAUUGUAUAAUUAACGGUGAAACAAGUUACUCAAUCAAGUCGCAGAACAUGAAGCCUUUGUGUUACUUAAUUUUAGUAUUCAUUCUCCUUUCGAUAACGAAAAAAUGUGAGGCUGAAACAUUCAACGAAAAGGUGAAGAAUUUCUUUGGACUUUUUGGUAAUAAGCCACCUUACACCAAUGAUACACCUGCGCCAUGCUACUGUAGUUGUGGGUUACGGAACGAAGAAAGUCGUAUAGUUGGAGGUCAAACGACGAGUAUGAAUGAGUUUCCAUGGAUGGCUAGAUUAUCAUACUUAAACAAGUUUUAUUGCGGAGGUACACUUAUAAACGAUCGCUACGUCCUCACAGCCGCACACUGCGUAAAGGGUCUUCUUUUCAGAUUCAUGUGGUUCAUGAUCAAGGUUACUUUCGGGGAACAUGACAGAUGUAUCGAGAAAGCACCGGAAACCAGAUAUGUAGUGCGCAUUAUGACUGGUGACUUCAGUUUUCUGAAUUUUGAAAAUGAUAUCGCGCUGCUUCGUCUUAAUGAAAGAGUGCCAUUGAGCGAUACGAUACGACCGAUAUGCUUACCAACAAUGUUAGAUAACGAAUACGUAGGGACAAAAGCAAUCGUGUCAGGUUGGGGUACAUUGAAAGAGGAUGGUAAACCGUCCUGCCUUCUUCAAGAAGUCGAAGUUCCAGUCAUGAGUCUUCAAGAAUGUCGUAAUACCAGCUACAGUGCCCGAAUGAUUUCAGACAACAUGCUAUGCGCGGGUUAUCUUGAAGGACAAAAAGAUUCAUGUCAGGGAGACAGUGGUGGACCUCUGAUUGCGGAGCGCGAAGAUAAGAAGUACGAACUCAUUGGUGUGGUAUCCUGGGGUAACGGAUGCGCAAGACCUGGUUACCCAGGUGUAUAUACAAGAGUUACACGAUAUAUGGAUUGGAUUUUGAAAAAUUCAAAGGACGGCUGUUUCUGCGAGCAUAAUUGAUUAUGCUGGUAAUUAAUUAUUACCCGGCGAUACUUAAUGGUAAACAUGAUAAAAAGAGCAAACGAAGGUUACACUUAUUGUAUAUAUAAGUUCUUUAAAUUCUCAGGAUGUAUAUGAUAUUUUCGUAACGGUCUUUUAUGCAUAAUUUAUAAAUUUAGCAGACUUAGAGUGACGUUGCGCCAAAUGUGAAAUUGAUGUACUUGAAUUGUUAAAAAUAAUCUGAAUUUUCGUAUAAUAUUUUCACAUUUUAUUCAUUAGACUUAUUAUUAUAUCUUUCUGUUUUAUAUUUAAUGACGGCAAUAAGUGAAUGAUUAGAAACAAUUUUAUGAAAUUAUGAAUAGAUGCGGUAUUAUAUACAAUGUCAUCGCAGCAUUUGUUAUAUUGGGACACAUUUGCAAAAAUAAUAUUAUACCGUGUAAUAUUUACCAUAUAAUUCUUUUUGCUAUUACUAAAAUACAGCCAAAGGCUAAAAUACUUAAUUCUGUUGCCAAGGAAAUUAACUAUAGUGAGAUUGAGAUUAUAGAUUUAGGCUACCAGUGUCAUAUCUUUUUUAUAGAAAUUGUUUAUUGUUAUAAUUCUUUAUACACAAUAAUGUAAUAAACAUUUGCAUUAAUUAGCUUUAAAUGCUCUUUUAUGUAUAUGUUUUUUUAGAAUAAAAUAUAUUCUACGAUUUUAUUUCAUA